CAGCCACGUUUACGUAAGCAACACAGAAACCUUGCCGCCAUGUGCAGACCCUCUCUUUUAUCUUCCCAACGCGUGUCACUCUCUUCUCGUUUUUGUCACUUCGCCGACUCCUUUCAAGUCCCUCUCUCACUGCUUUGCCCAAUUUUGAUCGGCGAACUGCGAUGAGAUCUUCGCUUAUCACCGUCCUUGUCUUCGCCUAAUCUCAGGAUGGAAGGCCCUGCCAUGGACUGGAAGACGGAGGAAUACCCGCCUCAUGAGGGCGAUGACAAGAUGGCUUGGGUUUGGAGCAAAGGAGUUAGUUUGGGGAAGAAGUUUCUUGUAGCAGGUGUUGUAAUGUCUUCUGCACCACUCAUAGUUCCUCCUCUUGUUGUUGUCUCAACUAUUGCGAUGAUCUCCUCGGUCCCUUAUUGUCUCUUCUUGACGAGCUAUGCUUGUACCCAAAAGUUGAUGAACACGUUGCUCCCCUCUUCUGCUUAUGAUGGUGAAAGUGAAGAAUUCGGAGGCGUUGUUAAGGAUGAAUUUGGAUUUGAGGAAGACGUUAUGGAAGACAACAAGCAUGGUCAUGUCGAUGGUGAAGGCAUAACGGGAGUGGAUGAGGCUGAAACUGUGACAGAUAUGGAUAAACCCUCCCCUGUUGAGGUCAAUCCGAUUCUCAUUCAGGUUGAAGGAGAGGAGGUAACUGUAGCAGAUACAGGAGAAGAACCAACCUUUCAAGUAACUGACAUAUUUGUGGCCGCAUAUGAACGCCCUGGUGUCCCGGAGAAUGAGGAGAUGGAGAAAGAGACGAGGAAAUUGAUAGAGAGUAUUAGGGAUGAGGGUCGAACGGAUAAGGUGCAUGGAAGAACCCUUGAGAAAGCUUUACAAGAGGAUGAAAAGCCAAUAGUUUCUAGUGAAGUCAAAUCAGAGAAAGUUGGUGAAAGCAUAGAGGAUCUGCCAGAAAAAAAGGAAGGGCAGGAGACUAUAAACCCUGAGGAAAAGGGAGAAGCUGAUAUACAAAAGCUGGAGGAACAUGAAGGGGAGCAUGAAUCCACAGUAACUGAAACCUCUACCUCGACAGGAAAGGAUGAGGAAACGAUUCCAAGCGAGCCAUUAGACCAAGCUGUAGACGCGCCACAUGGAACCGGGGAAGCGAAACGGAAAAACAGUAAUAAGAAAAAGAGGAAAACCGGACGUUCAGGUGGUGUACAAUGAAGAACAGAUACGGGAGAAGAUCGAUGCGGUGCGGACGAUAGUUGGAUAUGAUGCUGCGAAAGGCAAAACGUGCGCGGAGGAAUUGAGGGCUCUUUACGUUUUCACGGGCGUCGAGCCACCGAGCCCGAUGUCUCCGUCCUUCGACGACAGUGCCGACGUCGCUCAGAUCAGUGAUAGGCUUCGUUUUCUAAUGUCAGUUAUCGGAAUAAAGUAAAAAAGAGUAGGUAGUUCAGUAAGUGCUUUUGUUGGGUUUUAGGACAUGUUUGGUUGUUUUAUUGCAAAACUGAAUUGGAUAUGGUAACUGGUAAGUGUUUGUUUGUGAGUUUUUGAGGUUCUU
This is a messenger RNA of Tarenaya hassleriana, 1528 nucleotides long. RefSeq lists its product as uncharacterized. The coding region runs from base 208 to 1191 and encodes 327 amino acids. Lineage: Eukaryota; Viridiplantae; Streptophyta; Magnoliopsida; Brassicales; Cleomaceae. The transcript is spliced from 5 exons. The record is from RefSeq and is a predicted model, not a curated record.